This is a messenger RNA of Hylaeus volcanicus, 365 nucleotides long. RefSeq names its product cytochrome c oxidase assembly factor 5. The transcript is spliced from 3 exons. The record is from RefSeq and is a predicted model, not a curated record. Gene Ontology annotation, biological process: mitochondrial respiratory chain complex IV assembly. Gene Ontology annotation, cellular component: mitochondrion. Lineage: Eukaryota; Metazoa; Arthropoda; Insecta; Hymenoptera; Colletidae. The coding region runs from base 35 to 286 and encodes 83 amino acids.
GCGAAAAAAGUUUACAUAUUAAUUACUCUUCAAAAUGAUGCGUUAUUCGGAACCAGGCGAAAAAUUGAAAGAUAAAUCGAGAUGUGCUGCACUUCGAGCGGACUUGAAAAUGUGUUUGUUAGAAAGUGAUUGUUGCAAAAUUCAUAAACGUACACCCAGAGAAUGUCUUUUAAAAAAAGAUGGAACUGUACCAGAGAAUUGCUACCUACUGAAACAAACGUUUUUUGAAUGCAAACAUUCACUUAUUGAUGGAAGACGAAGAUUUAGAGGGCCCAAAGGUUAUUAGUAUUAUAUCAUACUUCAAUUAUAUUUCGUGUAUUCGAAGUUUCUAUAAACCUGUAAAUAAAUUCUCAGCUAUACAGCUA